This is a messenger RNA of Pangasianodon hypophthalmus (striped catfish), 4154 nucleotides long. It is a transcript of the gene trappc14, whose product is annotated as trafficking protein particle complex subunit 14. Gene Ontology annotation, cellular component: TRAPPII protein complex. NCBI's taxonomy places the organism in Eukaryota, Metazoa, Chordata, Actinopteri, Siluriformes, Pangasiidae. Gene Ontology annotation, molecular function: alpha-tubulin binding. The transcript has 10 exons. Gene Ontology annotation, biological process: cilium assembly. The record is from RefSeq and is a predicted model, not a curated record. The coding region runs from base 258 to 2015 and encodes 585 amino acids.
AUAGGCCUGCAGGCUGGUUUGAAUGUACCACAGGAGCUGACAGAACAACGACAUGGCCCAAAACAGGCUGUAUUUUAAUUGUAUUUAUUGCGGAUAAUUGUCAUGUAAAUAGACCUACACGAGAGACGAAUCAGGGCGAUUCGAUGAUUUAUGUCUGGGGAGAGGAUGUUUUCCCGCUGCUAGUUAAACAGGCCACCCGGAUCUAUUAGCUUAGCUGGCUAGCUCUCUGCUUUCGCGGUGAUAAUAACAUCCCAGUCAUGGUUUUGAUGAUGGAAUCGCAGUGCGAGUAUUUUAUGUAUUUCCCCGCCGUGCCCAUUUCCGACCUGUCAGACCCGGCUCGGUACCGCAGCCUCCCGCGCCGCAGCCAUCUGUACCUGGGGGAGACGGUGCGCUUCCUGCUGGUGCUGCGCGCGCAGAGCGGCUCGGGCUCCGGGUGCAGUGAGGAGCGCGCGGGCCGCGGCUGGCGGGAACUGGCUGCGUCUCUGCGCGCGCUCGCCAGCGUGUGUCCGGGUGAGAGCAGGGCGCGGGGGAGAGAGCGUUCCGGGGAAGAUGCAGCCGAGGAGGAGGAGAGUGAUGAAGAUGAUGGAGCGGCGAGCUGCUCAGCCAGAGGAGCCGCGACAUACCGGGGAUUCAGGGAGUGUAAGCCGCUUCUCAUCCACAAUAACCCCGGUAACGGCGCCAGGGAGUUCCGCAGAGCUCCGGUGCAGUCACCUGUGGAUGAGCCAGUGGUUCUGAAUGAUGAAGUCAUCUUCCCCCUGACUGUGUCCUUGGAUAAACUCCCAGUCAACACACUCAAAGUGAAGAUCAUAGUGACUGUAUGGAAACAGGAGGAGGAGAAGGCUGAGAUCCAGGAACAUGGCUACCUCAGCAUUCUUCAGCAGAAGAGCCCGUGCCAAACCUUCCGCCAGGACCUCAACACCUUCAAAGCCCAAGUCAGCACCACUCUAAACGUCCUUCCUCCACCCACAGUGAAGUGUCAGCAGAUGACUGUGUCUGGAAAGCAUCUGACUGUACUUAAAGUGUUAAACGGAAGCUCUCAGGAGGACGUGUGUGUACAUGAUGUACGAAUCCUGCCCAACUUCAAUGCCUCUUAUUUACCCAUGAUGCCUGAUGGCUCCGUGCUGCUGGUCGACAAUGUGUGCCAUCAGUCAGGUGAGGUUGCCAUGGCGUCCUUCUACAGGAUGGACAGUGAGUCUAGUCACCUUCCCAGCAUGCUCAGUGCUCUAGAGCAGCAAAACUUCCUGUUUCAACUGCAGCUCAGUGACCAGGCCCAGGAUGAUUCUAAUGAGGGUCUUGAGGUGCCACUGAUAGCAGUCCUCCAGUGGUCCACUCCCAAGCUGCCAUUUACCAGCUCCAUCUACACACACUACAGUGUGCCUAGCAUCAGACUGGACCGGCCUCACUUCAUCAUGACCGCAAGCUGCCCCAGUGCCGUAAGAGCUCACGAGCACUUCAGAGUGCGCUACACACUCCUCAACAACCUGCAGGACUUCCUGGCUGUACGGCUCGUCUGGACACCAGAAGGCCGUGGGCAGAAGGAGGACCCGGCAGUAAAUGCAGUAGUGUGUCAUUCUCCUCUAAGUAACCUUGGUUACUGUCGCAAAGGCAGCACUCUCUCUGUCUCUGUGGCCUUCCAGAUCCUCAAAGCUGGCCUCUUUGAGCUGAGUCAGCACAUGAAACUAAAGCUGCAGUUUACAGCAUCCGUGUCGAACCCGCCCCCUGAAGCCCGUCCUCUCUCACGUAAGAACAGUCCGUCCAGUCCUGCUGUACGAGACAUACUGGACCGACACCAGGCCAGCCUGAGCCUGGGCCGCUCGCAGUCUUUCUCCCAUCAGCAGCCCUCCAAGUCCCACCUCACCAGGACAGGCAGUGUUAUGGAACGGCGUGCAAUCACUCCUCCUGUCGGUUCUCCUGUCGGUCGGCCACUCUACCUCCCCCCGGAGCGGAGCAUUUUAUCGCUCGACAAGAUCGCCAAGCGCGAGUGCAAAGUGCUGGUGCUGGAGUCACACAGCUAAAUGUACACACACACACGCACACACACACACACAAAUGCAUCACUGGGAAGAACAGGAAGUGUCACACUGGAAUUUAAUUUUGAAAUCUUAGUUGUAGUGAGUUGUUAAUUAUCCAACUUGAACUGAUUUGUUCUGGAAAAGUGUAACGUGGAAUGUUUAAGGUUCUCUGUAAUGUAGCAGACACAGGGUCUUUUAGUUUUAGUAGUGUUCAAGUGAGGGGUUGAUUUUUAUGUUUCUACACGUUCAUUGUUUACAUGCUGUGCAUUAAGGCUCCGCAUCUGCUUUCAGAUCAGGCGCAAAAUAUGCUACUGUCUACUGACAUCAUUCUGAAAGGCAGGUAAAAUAAGAACACAGAAAUGCUGUAAUCCACAAACUUAUGAAGUAGUUCAGUCACUUUAAGGCCUUGUUUUAAAUUUGUCACUCCUUAAUUCAGUGCACAGUGCACUAUGUGAAGACUAGUGUCUGAGGAAACACAUGGGGUCAUGAACCUGGAAUUGACUGGAAGUCAACCUGCCUGAAUGUUUGUUUAUAACAUUUGUGAGUCAGUCUUUUCUGACUGUUCUCUAUUACAGUAUGCUGUUCCACUGACCUCCACCAGUGGAUACCUUUUUUUUUUUUUUUAAUUUUUAAAAUUAUUUCUGAAUGUAAAUGUAUUUAUUUAUUUUUCGUGGUCUUGCCAGUCUUAAUAUCUACAUCCAUUCCUUUGCUCCUGCGCAAUCCUUUGUAUUUCUUUGUUUUAAUGUUUUAAUAUAUAUAUAUUGUUUAUUUAUGAGCCUUUAAAUUGAUUGGGUUUUUUGAUUAUUGAUACCUGAUAUAAGCUGCUAUUAUGUAUCACAGUACAUUUCAAUCUUAAGUGUUGUUUUUGGGAAACUUAAAUGCAAAUUCCUGAGGCAGUGCAGCGUCUGUUUUUGACUGUCUCUUUGACUGACUAUGAUCCUGAUGGUUAAAAAAAUGUUCUGAAAGGCCAAAUUAAAAUAUUAUGCAAUCUUUGGAUGGAAACUACAGUGCCCUAGUGUAGCAUAGUCUUUGAUAUUAGUAACAUUCUCACACAUAACAGCUUCCUUCUCUAAUACAUGAUUGUUAUACAUAUAAUGGAAUAUGGAAUGUUCUCUCUUGAUCUCAGCCAUAUCCAGCUUGAGGUCCCCCCCCUCCACCCUCCCCUUUCUCAUAGUGCUUUGCUUGACAUAAGCACUCUCCCUCAUACACACACAUACACACAACCAUGCCGAUGCCCACAGGUGAGUUGAUGAGCCACUUUAUGUUCCUCCUGGUGGGCGUCAUGUUGUCUGACAUCAUUUUGAUUUAUUUCUAUGCUUUAUACUUAUAUUCAAUGAGUCCCAUGUUCCAGUUCUGUGCUCCAACGGUGGCUACCAGCACCAUGUUAUUGAUUUGUGUGUAUUGAUUUUGUGCCGGUCUUUGGGGGCAGAUGCUGACAUGCCUCUCAGCUGUAUUGAUAAUUGAACAGAAGGCUUUAAGCCCCCCUGCCUGAUUUCACAUUACAAUCAUUGCAUGACUGAUCUGAUUUGACCCCUUGAAUAGAGAAUUGGUGUGCAUUAAUAUUCAGUGCUUGUAUGAUGAGGACCUGUUUGUUUGUAUUCCAUAACAAAAUUUUAGCUAGACAGUGCAGCUACCUGCUUAAAAGCUCUCUCUUUUGCAGUUCUCUGUGGUCUAAUAUCUACAAGUAUGAUCAACCUGACUGACCUACUUUACUGUAUGAGGCACGAAAAUGUGAUCAUAAUGCCAUAGCUUCAGUAAGAAGAACUCCUCUCGUUAUUUCAAUGUUCAACAAACUAUUUCAAACUUUGGACUUGAAGUUGAUACUACUCCAUAAACAUGCUCAAUACAUGAAGUUUCAUGUUUUAUUAUUUUGUAUUUUUUUUGUAUUACAUCAUAGGAAUCAAAUUGGUACAUUUAUCAUAUGGGUUAUUGAAGUUUUUUUUUUUUUCAUCUAAGCACUUUAUUGCAAUUCUUUUAUCUUUCUUGGAUUGUCAUUGGAUUGUUUGAUUGCUGAUGUCUAAAGGUUUACUCUUAUCUGAAGUGUUUAAAUUGCAAAAUGUGUUUAAAGCUUGUGACAACCCUACUGGGUAAUGCACUUGAAAGAACCGAAUAAAUGGAUGUGGGCAUUUGUAAUGUUUCUUU